Ziziphus jujuba (common jujube) is the source of this 1254-nucleotide messenger RNA. RefSeq names its product vicianin hydrolase-like. Gene Ontology annotation, biological process: carbohydrate metabolic process. The record is from RefSeq and is a predicted model, not a curated record. The transcript has 9 exons. Bases 132 to 1127 code for a protein of 331 amino acids. NCBI's taxonomy places the organism in Eukaryota, Viridiplantae, Streptophyta, Magnoliopsida, Rosales, Rhamnaceae. Gene Ontology annotation, molecular function: beta-glucosidase activity.
AUAUUAUUGAACCCGACACCUAAAGCAUUUUUUCUUUUUUUUCUUUUUUUUUUCCUCUCUUUCCAGCUUUAAAGUCUAUAUAUGACGGAACAAGGUGACAUCCGUUCAGCAACUAGCUAGAGAAGUAAGACAUGGCAAUUGAAGGUGGUGUUUCGGUGUUGUGCCUGAUGGCCUUAGUGGUGUUUACCAGCACUACAAGCAGUGGAGAAGCAGUGAAACCCAGUCAUUACUCAAUGCCCUUUAACAGAACUAGUUUUCCACCCCAUUUCAUAUUUGGAGCUGGUUCUGCUGCUUACCAGUCUGAAGGAGCCGCUCUCCAAUAUGGAAAGGGACCAAGCGUAUGGGAUACUUUUACUAGAAAUCAUCCAGAAAAGAUUGAGGAUAGAAGCUCAGGGAUUGUAGCUGAUGAUUUUUAUCAUCAUUACAAGGAGGAUAUAAAACUCAUGAAAAAAAUUGGUCUGGACUCCUUCAGAUUCUCCAUAUCAUGGCCCAGGCUAUUACCUACUGGAAAAGUUAAAGGUGGAGUUAACAAACAAGGAAUUCAAUUCUAUAACAACGUCAUCAAUGGGCUCCUUUUUAAUGGAAUAGUGCCCUUUGUGACACUCUUCCAUUGGGAUUUACCACAAGCUCUUGAAGAUGAAUAUGGUGGAUUUCUAAGCCCUAAGAUUGUAGAAGAUUUUAGAGAAUAUGCACAGCUUGCGUUUAAAACAUUUGGAGAUCGGGUCAAGAAUUGGGCCACCCUGAACGAGCCCAGUGCUUAUUGCAUAAAUGGGUAUAAUGGUGGUGCGUCAGCUCCUGGUCGGUGUUCAGACUACGUGGCAAAUUGUACGGCCGGAAACUCUGCCACGGAGCCUUAUAUUGUGGGCCAUCAUCUCCUCCUUGCCCAUGCACAGGCUGUCAAACUGUACAAGCAAAAGUACAAGGCGUCUCAAAAGGGAAAAAUAGGAAUUACAUUAGUUACCAACUGGUAUCAACCAAAAUUCAAAACAGAGUCCAGCCGCAAAGCUGCCUCUAGAGCCUUGGACUUUGUUCUGGGAUGGUUCCUUGAUCCUAUUACAUAUGGUGAUUAUCCGAAAAUCAUGAAAUCGUUGUUGGGAAGUAGGCUGCCCAAAUUCACAAAGGCUUAAUCGGUCGCUCUAAAAAGGUCAAUAGAUUUUCUUGGCGUGAAUUAUUAUACUACCAAUUACGCGGAUGCUGCAACCCCUGCUACUGUCAACCACAGUUUCUUCGUAGAUAUGCAAGCUACUCUCACAG